Messenger RNA from Rotaria sp. Silwood2, 675 nucleotides. Lineage: Eukaryota; Metazoa; Rotifera; Eurotatoria; Philodinida; Philodinidae. The record is from the annotation of a GenBank genome assembly.
AUGUCUAAAAUAUUUACUUUAAGAGUUCAAUCAUCCGAAGGUACAAAAAGAAUUGACUGGACUACAGAAGAUACAUAUAAAAAAUUAUAUGAAAAAGUUGCCGAUACAUUUUCAUUAUCAUCAUCAGAUCAUUUUAUUUUAUAUAGAGAGCAAAAUAAAAAGUCACCGAUACCCCGUUCACCAAUAAAAACAAGUUUUCGACAUGGUGAUAUAAUUUAUCUUGUUUCAGAACAAGAUAAUUUAUUCUCAAAAGAAAAUAGUUCUUCAUUAAUUAUUAAAUAUGAUAAACCAAUAGUUAAGUCAUCUUCACCAUUAAAUUUUCUUUCAAAAUUAAUUGAUAUUAAAGAAGAUGAUGUUGAUUUACAAUUAGAUAAAAUCGAUGGAAGAAUACCUCGACAACAAGAUCCACGAUUAUGUCAUCAUAAUCGGCAUGGGAAAUGUUUGAAUUGUAUACCAAUUGAACCAUAUGAUGAAGAAUAUUUAAAAAAUCAUAAUCCACCUAUUAAACAUAUGUCUUUUCAAGCGUAUAUUAGGAAAUUACAAAAUGAAACAUCCGGUGAUAGAAAUACAUUUUCUAGUUUGGCAAAUAUUAGUUGUUCUAUUAAAGAUCAAUGUUCAACAGGCCAUGCUCCAUGGCCGAAAGGUACAAGAUUGAUUUAUAUGAAUAAAAAUUAA